CACGUGGCUACGUGUGGGGGGGGGGGGGAGUUUGUUGGUGUGAGGGCGAGUGGAGGGAGCGGAUUGAGGUGCGGAGCGAGAGAGACACAGAGAGAAGACUCCCCCGGCGAUGUCGGCCUGCUCUUGGGCCGAAGCCUCGGGCUCGCCUAGCGGGGCUGCCGGGAGAGGCGCGCCUCGAGGCGGCCAGCGCAGUAGGCCGCAGGCGCCCUCCCGCCGCGGGCUCGUCGAGGAGAGCGACUGGGCGUGCCCCAUCUGUUUGGACACGAUAGAAGAGCCGUACAUGACCAAGUGUGGCCACAGCUUCUGUUGCAAAUGCAUCCGUCGGAGUCUGGAGGAGAACAAUAGCUGCCCAAAGUGCAGUUCCGCCAUUAAGAAUUCAAAGCAGAUAUAUCCAAACUUCCUCUUGAACGAGCUGGUCCUGAAGCAGCGUCAGCGGCUAGAGAAUCGAAUCGAGAUGGAACAACCGGUGAUUGGAGAUGUGCAGGGAAAAGCGACUCCACCUUUGCUCGCACCGGUGACAGUGGCCAAGUCGCCUUCCAAGGGAGGCAUCCUCAAGCCCCUUGCCACGGGGGAGGUCGUGAAGAAAAAGCGAAAAGUUUUGCAUCUGUCGGACUCCGAGGGCUCGGACAGCAUGGAUUUCAUGGUCGACGAAGAGCUGCUAGCAAGUGUGUCGGGCGUGAUGCCGUCCAAGCGAACUGAACAGGCCAGGGCAGCAGGCAAGAUGAGAUCUGCCGUCGUUGUCACGAGUGUCAAGACGAGAGGAGGUGGGGGGGUGGACACUUUCGCCGUUAACACUGGUCAACAACAACAACACAACAUGUUUUUCUGGCCUGGACUUUUGCAGCUGUUCUAGACUAAUUUCAGGGUGCCGAUUCCAAAUCUGAUCUCAGAUUUGCUCAAUCACAUCUCAUUUUAAAUCCUUUAUAUUAAGUUCGCUUGCUUGCUUAGGACCGUGCAAAUCUUUCGGUCGUUUUUUAACCCACUUCCCGUUAUCCAAUCGAGCUGACAUUUUGCACACAGACUCGUUGUGCGUGACAAUGCAUUUUCCUGAAAAAAAAUUUCCAAAAUUUUACACUGUUUAGGGAAAAUUUUAAAUAUUUAAUUACCAAUUGUUUAAUGGUGGCAGACAAUCAUCUGACCCAUAGGUGGCAGCCAUCUCAAGCAAGAGGACGAGAGGACUCUAGCCGCCCCGAUGCCACGCAUAUAAAGGAUUUAUAGUGAAAAACUUUGUUUUUACGGGUUAAUUUUUUAUGCUAUCGGCAUACCCCAUUUUCAUUGAUUUUACCCGAAAUUAACUUUGUCACUUAUGAUUGCAAGUUGUUGCGAGUCAGUGACUGCUUUAGUGUUAAAAUAUGGUGCUGUAUUUUUAGGAUAGUGUGUUUAUAAUAUCAUUUUAUGUAGAUAUCCACAUUUAUUUAAUAUUUUUCUUCUGCAGUUUUUAUUGAAAAUGCAAUCUUUGAUAUCUCAAAAACAUUUUGAUUGCAUUUUGAUUGUAAAGUGAACGUUCAUUGUUUCUGUUCGUUGCGUGUUCGCUCAAAAUUAAAGCGCUUAAAAUCGCAAGCAAUUCCGUGCUUUUUUUGUAUUCAA
Molecule: messenger RNA, 1587 nt
Organism: Lethenteron reissneri (Far Eastern brook lamprey)
Lineage: Eukaryota; Metazoa; Chordata; Hyperoartia; Petromyzontiformes; Petromyzontidae
Biological process (GO): proteasome-mediated ubiquitin-dependent protein catabolic process
Molecular function (GO): ubiquitin protein ligase activity
Source: RefSeq, a predicted model, not a curated record